AUGUCCAUUAUUUUAAUUGGAAGUAAUGCAUUUGAUUCCUUCCCACUUGAAUAUUUUAAUAUUGGACCAGGAACAACAAUUUCGUGUAUUGAUCAAUAUGGAUUUGCGAAUACAAAGAUUCAUUCAUUUUCUCUUGAGUGUGAAGUAAUUGUUUCGGCUUUUGCUUUCCAGAAUUGCACUAAUCUUACAACAGUAAAUAUGACUCAAAUGAAAUCAUAUUCAUCAUUAUCAGCAGCUAAGCGAAAAUUAAAAUCAUCAUCACUUUCACAAGAAUUUUACACAAUUCCUGAGGGAUUAUUCGAUGGAUGUAUUUGUUUAGAGAGUUUAUCUAUUAAUAAUAAUAUUGAUAAUAUAUCUGGAUAUGCUUUCAGAAACUGCAAUGUCCUACAAUUUACUAUUCCAUCUUCUGUUACUUCAAUUGGAAAUAGUGCAUUCGAGAAUUGUUAUAAAGUAAAAAUUAUUCCAAAUUACAUUGUUUAUUUUGGAAACUCUUCAUUUAAAGGAGCAGGUAUAAGUAGAACUCUCAAAAUAAACUCCAAUGUCUCUUAUAUUGGAGAAUUCACGUUCUUCAAUACUUCCUUAAGGAUUGUUUAUUAUUGUGGAGAUACUGAUUUUUCUGGCUUCUCGAGAUCUUUUGAUGAUUCGACUUCAAUUGUUGUAACUUUUUCUUAUCCAAAAAGUACUUUCUGUGGAGCUACAGUAUAUCACAUGCCAUCAAAUUCAUGCAGUGAUAUCAUGCAAACCAACAAUGAUGCCAAUGGCUUAUUGAAGAGGCAAAUAGGAGAAAAAUUAAAUGCUGACGGAAUUUUUCUCGCAUCUGUAUAUUACAUUGGUCUAUGGUAG
Trichomonas vaginalis G3 is the source of this 843-nucleotide messenger RNA. RefSeq names its product leucine-rich repeats (6 copies)-containing protein. NCBI's taxonomy places the organism in Eukaryota, Parabasalia, Trichomonadida, Trichomonadidae. The transcript has a single exon. The record is from RefSeq and is a predicted model, not a curated record. Bases 1 to 843 code for a protein of 280 amino acids.